AUGCCAAGCAAACUGUUUUUGACCAAUGCCGACACGGUAAUAAUUGGAUCAGGGAUAUCUGGCGCCCUGAUAGCAGACAAUCUGCUUAUCCGUGAUCAUGGGGAAGGCAAGAAACGUCUUGUCAUACUGGAAGCCCGUACCGUCGCGAGUGGAGCGACAGGGAGGAAUGGCGGUCAUAUAAAACCAGACUGUAUUCGAGGAUUCGCAGACUAUGAGCAGAUGUGGGACACGGAAACGGCUCGAAAGCAGUGUGAAUUCGAGCGGGCGAAUCAAGAGAAGCUCUCCGCAUUCAUCAAGGACCAAGGCCUGGCCGAUGUCGCUGAGCUGGUGGAUUAUCGGGCCGCGGACUGCUGCAUGACAAAGGCAACUUGGGCAAAAGAGUUCGCACCGUAUCAGAGUUUCUCAAAGCAUGGCUUGUUCUUGUACAGCAACACUCCGGCGCUGGAAAUCACGCCGUCUUCGAAACCAAAGUGGAAAAUCAAGACGAGCAAGGGUUACAUCGUCUGCGAUCGAAUCAUCCAUGCCACAAACGGAUAUGCGACCUUCCUGAUGCCUGAGCUCUCAGAAAAGCUUGUGCCACUCCAAGGUCACGCUGUCGCGACCGACCCCAGCUCAGAUUACUCGGAGACUCCACUCAGUCACUCCUACGCCUUUCACUGGGGCGAGGACUUCCACUAUCUCAUCCAACGGCCGAGUGACGGCAAACCCCUGAUAUAUGGUGAUUGCCUUCACUGGAAGCACCAACACAGCGACACAGCGAAGCAAAUCAUGAGAACGGCCAGCGUCAACCUCAAGAACGUCACGCUUGAAACGGGUGGAAAGUCACCUAUCCUCAUCUUCGAUGAUGCCGACCUAGAACAAGCGACAAAGUGGGCCCAUAUUGGUAUUAUGGCCAACCAAGGCCAGGUCUGUACCGCUACAAGCAGAAUCCUUGUCCAGAAAGGGCCACUAUACGACAAGUUUAUCGCCCAGUUCAAGAAGGGUGCGCAGGUGUCCCAGGCGCAACACGACAGAGUCCUCAACUUGAUUCAAUCAGGGAAAGACCAAGGAGCUAAGGUCGCUCAUGGCGGAUCAGCUCACACCUGCCAAAAAACCGGAGGGAAGGGAUAUUUCAUCGAGCACGCCGUCUUCACCAAUGUCGAGCCUUGGAUGGAUAUCUAUCGAGAAGAGAUAUUUGGCCCAGUAGCGGUUGUCGUCCUCUUUGAAACCGAGGAGGACGCGGUCGAGCUCGCCAACAAUCACAUCUACGGCCUCGGAAGCGCAAUCUUCACUCGCGAUGUCGAGCGAGCUCAUCGUGUGGCGGAACAGAUCGAAUCGGGCAUGGUUUGGAUCAAUAGCAGUCAAGACAGCGACGUCACAGUUCCGUUUGGAGGAGUGAAACAGAGCUGUAUUGGCAGAGAGCUUGGUGAAGCAGCACUGGAAGCAUACACCCAAGUCAGAGCGGUGCAUCUGAACAUGGGGUUGAAGCUGUAA
Molecule: messenger RNA, 1473 nt
Organism: Exophiala spinifera
Lineage: Eukaryota; Fungi; Ascomycota; Eurotiomycetes; Chaetothyriales; Herpotrichiellaceae
Exons: 5
Coding region: 1-1473 (490 amino acids)
Molecular function (GO): oxidoreductase activity, acting on the aldehyde or oxo group of donors, NAD or NADP as acceptor
Source: RefSeq, a predicted model, not a curated record